CAUGGUAACAAUCAAUGGCUAUACCAGUGAUACAAGGAACUUUGAGAAUGAAAUUGCCAAUUUACUACAUGAUAAGCUAGGUUUGUCAGCCUAUCAGUUAUUGAGAUCACUUGAAUUGAAAUUGAAUGAAAGAAAAAUUGCAUUAGCCUCGUUAACAAAGACUAUAACAGAUAAAUAUUAUCAAUUCUAUGAAACUGAUAAUAUAUCAAAGAGUUGUAAUAUAGUCAAACCGAAAGGCUUUUGUAUUGCAAAGAGGGAAAAGUUAAAUCUUGCCAAAGUUCCAACUGCUCAAAUAAUCAAGUUAAUACAGAAAAAUUCUAAAAAAUAUGAAUUUAUUAAAAGUCAAUAUAUUGGCACUGAACAAGGUGUUGUUAUGAUAUCGGGUCCUAGAAUAGUAUGGCCAAGAAACAAUGAUCACAGAUACCAAUCUUGGUAUGCUCAGGCAAGUAAUCCUAUUAAGAAAGACAUAGUUUUGAUUUUUGACAACUCAGAAAAGACAUCUAAUACAGUUCAAGGUCGAGAGAUACAAAGUUAUUUUGUAGAGGCAGUAGACACUCUAAUCAAUACUCUGAAUGACCAAGAUAGACUUUCUCUUGUUGCGAUGUCCACCUCACAUUUCAGCCCUUUUACAGAUGAUAAAACAUGCCAGGGCAAUAAAUUCAUGUUUGUCACACCAAACAAUAAGAAACAUUUAAAAAAAUUCAUUCAUCAACUUAAUGCUCAAGGAAUUGCCAACUACAUUGAUGCAUUCAACACCACUUUCUCCAUAUUUUCAUCAUCAUCUAUGGAUAAAGCAUUAAAUGUUGGAACUAGAGAAAAACUUAUAAUAUUUUUAACAUAUUCAACACCAAAUUCUGAUAUUACAACUGUUAAACAAUUUAUUGAAAAAUCCAUUAACAGUCCAAUUUUCACAUAUGCAGUUGGAGAUAAUAUCAACAAUGAAACAUUAACAUUUCUUCAAGAGAUUUCAACAAAAACAUACAAAUAUAAUGGAAAUUUUGAACAGCAAGGAAUGUUUAAAUUUGUAAGAGAUGUUGAUAAAAUCAAAUUUGAAUUGGCAACUUUCUACAAAUCUUUGAAGGAUAGUAAUAAAAAUAGAAAUGUACUUGUCACUUCCCCAUUUUAUAAUGGAAUUGAUGGUCUUUUAAUAUCAUUUUGUAUGCCAAUAUGGAUUUAUGGAUUUCUGGGAGUAGCACGUAUUGAUGUCAGUUUUACAGAUAUAUUUUCGGAUAUUGAAUUUUUUCUUGGUGCUCAAUCUUCAUACACCUUUUUAACGGAUUCAAUGAACCGGGCAUUAUUACAUCCUCUUAUCUCUCCACCUUCUCACACUUUUCAAACUUUAACAUAUUUACCAUUCAACUUCCUUGAACCUCAACUUUCACCUCUACAAAUUGAUCAAAUGAUAAGUUCAACAGAAGGAUCAUUUGCAGCAGUUACACAGAGAAUAAAUUCACUUGGUAUUUCUAUAUAUGAUGGAAUAGAUGUUCAGAAUGUGUCAUCUAAAUAUUAUUGGGUGAAGACUAAGGAAUUUAGAUUUAUGAUUUGUUUUGUAGUAGCCGAAAAUGACUAUUUAACAAACAAUCAAUUUAGACUAUCCUAUCAUCAAUUGGCUUAUCACAAAAUAUCCAGUGGUUGUCCAUACAAAGCAAAAAUCAUUUCAAGAAAUAUCACCACAAUAAAAUUUGGUCCAGAAUUAUUUCUUCAACCAUAUCAGUAUUUGAGUUCUAUGGAGUCUUACAGCAUAUUAACUUCUUAUGAGAACUACUUAAAAGGAAAAUCCAAGAAUUCAAUAUUUAAAAACCAAAUUUGGUCAGAAAUGGCUAUGACUCAUCAAUUGGAUAGAAUAUGGUCACAAUUGGAUAAUAAAUACUCAACACCAUAUGGCUUUAGGUUUUAUGGCUCAAAAUUAGGUGUAUUUAAAUCAUUUCCUGGAUAUGAGUUAGCCGAGCAAUUCACACCAACACACCAAUCUUGGUACAAGAGAACAAUGUUUCAUAAGGGCAAAAUUGCUAUAUCUCCAAUUGAGAGGAACAACAUCCAGACUGACUGGAUUAAUACUGUGAGCCAUGUUGUAUAUGAAGGACGUCAAAAUGGCAAACAUGACAGUCAGGACAAUGUACUAGGAAUUAUGGGAUUGGAAAUCAGAGUUGGUUAUUUCUAUUACACCAUGGAAAAAUUCAUUCCGAAAUGCCAAUUAAGCCUAUAUAGUUGCAUAAUGAUUGAUGUCAGUGGAUUAGUGAUCAGCUACAAACAAGCAGCCCAAAAUCCAAAUGACACACAUUCCUAUAUGCAUAUAAUAUCAAUAGAACCCAAAUUAUCUAGUGAGCUCAUUUCCAAAAACAUUCUUCAGAGAAGACAGUGUUUCAACACUUUAAAGUUGAAAAACCAAUUAUUUUGGAAGGUCAUAUUUGAUGGUGAAAUGUAUUCUGGAAGAUUCUUUACUAUUCAAAAGAUUAGAAAUUCAAAUGCCAUUUUGAUAAUCAUUAAUAGAAAUGACGAGCUUUUAUUUGAGAAUUAUUGCUUAAAGUGCAAGCCAGAAAUGGCAAGUUGCCAAGAAAAUAUUGAAUGCCAAUGUCCUUGUUUCAUGCCCAAUGAAUUUUAUGAUUGCCAAUUAGGUCAAAGAGAAAAAACUCCAAUCUGCUCUGUUGCAUUAAUUAAACAAUUUCCAGUUCAUUCAAAAGCGUAUUUUGCACAAUGUGGAAGAAAACCAAGUUGUUAUGGCAAUGAAGAAAAAACAUGUUCCAAAUUAAAGCAUUGCGCUUGGUGUUAUACCAAAUGGAACAUAAGAUAUAUUCAUAGAAGAACUGAAUGUGUAAUACCAAUUAAAUGUGUCAAGUUUAUUGAGAAACCCAAAGGUUCAUCAAAAUCUAUCGCUCCCUCUUUAGGUGGAAGUUUAGGAAUUAUGGGUGGCUUUGUAGUUUUGAUACUUUUGAUAAGUCUCUACUGGAAAUUGCAUAAGAAUAAAAGCUGUAGAAAAACCAUUGCAAAUGAAGAACCAGUAAGAAGUGAGAUGACGAAUAUAGAAAGCAUUGCAGAAGUUGCUACAGAUGAGUCUGCAGAGGAAGAGGAAGAGGAUUCUCUUGAUGGAUCUUUUGAGAAUCUGGCUGAGGAGUGUACACAAUAUUCUCCUGAUAAAUGUGAGGAGAAUGCUACUGAGAAAUAUAGAGAGGAUAGCAAUGUGGAAUCUGAACAAUAUGCUACAAACGAAUAUGAGGAAGAUGCUACUGAUGAAGAGGGUAGCAAUGAGGAAUCUGCACGAUAUCCUACUGAUGACUCUACACAAUAUGGUCUUGAUGAAUCUGCAGAACAUAAUAUUGAUGUGUCUGUAGAGGAGAAUGUUGCUGAUGAGACUCCAGAAUACGCUACUUAUCAAUCUGCAAGAUAUGCUGCUGAUGAAUCUGAAGAAAAUUCUACUUAUGAAUUCUCACAAGAAUCUAUUGAUGAAUCUGCUGAGGAACCAAACACAAAAUCAUCAGAGAAUUUUGCUGAGUUACCGACUUAUGAAGAGGCUGUUGAUGGUUUCCUUCAAAGAGAUUUCUAUAAUGAAAAGGAAAGAAUAGUAAUGUUUGCAUCAAUGAAGCAAUUGGAAUUGUUAGCAAAGAGCAAGGAAAUUAAAAGAAUGACUGAUGAACAAGUUAUUCCUGAUGACUUUUUAAUCAAGGACAUUAUAAAGGCUGAUGCAGGAUAUAUCAUUUUUGGUGAUAAUCAUCAAAUUGAUCUGUUGAAGCAGGCUAAAAUAUUGUUCAUGGAUGGAACCUUCAAAGUGAUUUCUGAACCAUUUCAAUAG
Messenger RNA from Dimorphilus gyrociliatus, 3787 nucleotides. NCBI's taxonomy places the organism in Eukaryota, Metazoa, Annelida, Polychaeta, Dinophilidae. The record is from the annotation of a GenBank genome assembly.